GAGGGUCCUUUGCGCAAGGCACUCUAUGUCUAUCUGUCCCGGCAGAGGGUCUCAAAGGCUGUCCUUCUCUAAAAAAAAGGACAAAGCUCGUACAACUGUAAGUCGAUGCGAGAGCUAAAGCAAAUUCACGGUCUUAUAAUCAAUCGCGAAUAUUUGGAUUUUGUCCUAAAUAAAUGUGGAAUGCAUCUCUGCUGCGUCCAACUUCCAUUUUGAAGUCUGCACUAACAACCAUGCUCGACAACUGUAAGUCGAUGCGAGAGCUAAAGCAAAUUCACGGUCUUAUAAUCGCUUUAAACCUAUCUCAAGAUGAGCAUUUCAUGUCCAAACUACUUUCCUUCUUAGCGCUUUCUGAUUCAGGUGACAUCAAUUACUCCUGCUGGGUUUUAUCCUCUCUCGUAAACCCACAAAUCUUUCAUUGGAACACAGUCAUUAGAGGGUGCUCGAAGAGUAAAAACCCAAACCGAUCACUAUCAGUUUUUAUCAAAAUGUUGAAUGCUGGAGCCCUUCCUGACUACUUAACAUUCCCGUUUCUAGUCAAGGCAUCUUCUCGCAUUGUAAAGCGAGAACUAGGCUGUUCUGUUCAUGCUCAUAUUCUUAAACGUGGGUUUGAGUCUGAUAUCUUUGUUUCGAAUUCUUUGAUUCAUAUGUAUGCAUCUUUUGGACAUAUUAUAUUUGCCCGGAAGGUUUUUGAUGGAAUGCCCGUUAACAAUUUGGUAUCAUGGAAUUCCAUGGUAGAUGGCUAUGCAAAAUGUGGAGAUAUGGAAUCAGCCCGCAAGCUGUUUGAUUUAAUGCCUGAAAGAUGCGUCUUGUCAUGGAGUUGUUUGAUUGAUGGUUACGUUAAAAAUGGUGAUUAUGGUGAUGCUCUGAUUGUUUUUGAUGAAAUGUGUGCCUCUGGUUCCACUCCCAACGAAGUUACCAUGGUGAGUGUAUUAUGUGCUUGUGCUCACUUAGGUGCACUUGACAAAGGAAGAACAAUGCAUCAUUACGUGAUUGAUAAUGGCUUGCCACUGACACUAAUCCUACACACCUCUAUUGUGGACAUGUACGCCAAAUGUGGAGCGAUCUGCAUGGCCAUUGAUGUGUUCCGUAGCUAUCGGGCAGGACCCGGUGACGUAUUACUUUGGAAUACUAUGCUUGGUGGACUUGCAACUCACGGUUUGGUCAACGAAUCGCUCAAUCUGUUCAAAGAAAUGAUUUCCACCCGUGUUAAGCCCGAUGAGAUCACCUAUUUGAGCUUAUUGCAUGCUUGUGCUCAUGGCGGGUUAGUAAACGAAGCUUGGUACUUCUUUGGUUGCCUUGGGGCACAACGAACAAACGUCACGAUUGAGCACUAUGCUUGUAUGCUGGACGUAAUGGCUCGUUCUGGUCAAACAUUAGAGGCAUACUGUUUCCUAAGUCAAAUGCCGAUAGAGCCAACUGCUUCCAUGUUGGGUGCUCUACUGAACGGAUGUAUGAAUUAUGGGAAGUUAGAACUUGCGGAAAUUGUGGGAAAGAAGCUGGUUGAGAUGGAACCACACCAUGAUGGUAGGUAUGUUGGCUUGGCAAAUGUUUAUGCUGCCAAUCUACAGUGGGAUGAAGCGAGAAGCAUGAGACAAACUAUGGAAAGGAUGGGGGUCAGAAAAUCUCCAGAUCUUCUGCCCUUCAAGCAGCGUGUUAUUAAAAGAUGAUAUAGCAGAUUCGACAUCGUUGUCUGCAGAAAACGUGACAAACCCAUACCCACUUGAUUUUGAAGUCCCUGGAGCUCGGCAUACCUUACCACUGACAACCUUCAUCCCUUUCUAUUGUAUAAAGUUGUUCAACAUGCAUUUUUUAUGGAUUUUGGAUUACGAACCAUAAGAUACACUCCCCACCCAGCCCCUCUCUUUCAACCCAAAUCAACUAUCAACAACAAUAGAAGCCUAAUCCCAUACAUAUCACAAUGUCUAAUCAAAACAUGACCAAACAAACAUACUUGGCUCUCCUCUAUCUUCUGUUCAAUUGAUGAUACAUCACUUUCAUGUUGAUCUUGU
Molecule: messenger RNA, 2009 nt
Organism: Cuscuta europaea
Lineage: Eukaryota; Viridiplantae; Streptophyta; Magnoliopsida; Solanales; Convolvulaceae
Source: the annotation of a GenBank genome assembly